This is a messenger RNA of Bipolaris oryzae ATCC 44560, 1797 nucleotides long. RefSeq lists its product as uncharacterized. The transcript has 6 exons. Bases 1 to 1797 code for a protein of 598 amino acids. The record is from RefSeq and is a predicted model, not a curated record. NCBI's taxonomy places the organism in Eukaryota, Fungi, Ascomycota, Dothideomycetes, Pleosporales, Pleosporaceae.
AUGGCAGGAACAAAGCGCCCAAUUCGUGUUGCAAAUUUUAGUGGCGCUGUUGGUGAUGGGCCCUUGGCCUUGUAUCGCGCAGUGAGAGAAGGGCCGGUUGAUGUCGUUACGGCAGAUUACCUCGCUGAGGUAAACAUCGCUUGGCUUGCUUUGGAGAAGCAGACGAACCCUGAAAAAGGCUACGAGGCGGGUUUUCUCCGCCAACUAGACCGCGAGACGGCUGAGAUCGUGGCGGCCAAGGGCAUCAAGAUUAUCCACAACGGUGGAGGGCUCAACCCAGCAGGGCUCGCAGCGCAAUGCCGGCAGUUGCUCGAGUCGUAUGGCAUCACCAGCCUCAAGGUUGCAUAUGUCGAGGGUGACAAUGUUCUGAGUUUGCUAGACACGCUGAAGUCACCUGGCUCUAUUCCACACCUUGACACCAAGGGCCGUGACUUGUCGCACAUCACCAAGCCCAUAGUCAGCGUCAACGCCUAUGUGGGCAUGUCAGGUAUCGUCGAGGCGCUCAAAAUGGGCGCCGACAUUAUCAUUUCCGGAAGAUGCUGCGACGCUAGCCCUGUGAUGGGUGCUGCGGCAUGGUGGCAUGGAUGGAAGGAGACUGACUAUAAUCAGCUGGCAGGAUCACUGCUGGCUGGGCAUGUUAUUGAGUGUGGUUGCUAUGCCACUGGCGGUAACUUUUCCGGUUUCAUGUCUAUUCCUCAGAAUUGGGACCAGGGAUUUCCAGUGGCAGAAAUCAGCGCAAGCGGAGACUUUGACAUCACACUUCACGAAGGAGCGCGUGGCCUGGUGAGUCGGGACACCAUAACGGCACAGCUCGUGUACGAAAUUCAAGGUCCCUUCUACCUCAACCCCGACGUGGUUGCGGACAUCACCGAUGUUCAAAUAUCGCCUAAUGGCAAGAACAGAGUCUCUGUCACUGGUUUUACGGGCGCUCACCCGCCACCUACGACUAAGCUGGCAGUCUGCAUGCAAGGUGGCUACCAGAUCGAGUACUAUCUUUUUGCCACGGGGCUCGACAUUGCAGAGAAGCUCGCCGACAUGCAGGGCUGUUUCAACGAAAUGAUCACAAAUUGUGCCGACUAUACCGUCCUUAGGUUGGAUCAAUACGGCACUCCAGGCCAAAAUGCAACCAGCCAGGCUCUCGCGACUUGCAUGUUCCGAGUCUUCGCCCAAGCUCCCACGGCCGAGACUCUACUUACACUGCCAAAGACCAUCGGAGGCUACGGGCUGGGGGGCUAUUGCGGAGAGCACGCCUGCAUGGAUUUUCGCAUGGCUCCACGUCCUUUUAUCGCUUACGAACCAUUCCUCGUGAAGUAUGAUAUUGUCAACUUGCGUGUCAUAAUGGAUGACGCGCAGAAAGUCAUAGUAUUACCUUCAAAGACCCAGCCCUUUGCUGGACAAGUCAGCUACGACAGCAGCGAAACUCAUGACCAGUCCAAAUACGGCGCAACCUUUCGAGCACCGCUCGGUACAAGAGUUCACGCAAGAUCUGGAGACAAGGGGUCCAAUGCUAACGUCGGGUUUUGGGUGCUAGAAGACGACGAGUAUGAUUGGCUGCGCUCGUUCCUCUCAAUCGACCGCAUCAAGCAGCUGCUCGGAGAUGACUACCGCGAGGGCUACGAGAUUGAACGGUUUGAGUUAAGAAAUCUCCGCUGCGUCCAUUUCCUUGUUAAGGGAAUUCUUGAGGGCGGAAUCAGCUCGACUUAUCGGCUCGAUGGGUUGGCUAAGAGCUUGGGUGAAUUCCUUAGAGCAAGAGAGGUUGAUUUGCCGCUUGCAUUCUUCCGGAGGGGAAGAAUUUGA